GGCAUCAAGAAGCAAAAUCCGACUGCUAACUCCACAAAUUCGAAAACACCCGACUUUCCAAGGAGUACCGAUUCUCGACGAGCGCAUCAAAUGUCGACCAACAACACCACCGCUUUCCCGGAGACGAUAAACGGCGUUCGCGCCUUCUUCAACUCCAUCCCCUCGCAGACCGAUAAGCUUCGCUAUGUUCUUGGCCGUCUUACCAAGCCGAUCGCUCCUCGAUUGGCUGAAGCUACUGUGGUCAACUGUGUUGAUACAGAGCACUACGAGUGGGACCACUCCAAGCUGACUGAAAUUGGGCUGAAUGUGUUUGCCUCUGGAGAUCUUCGUCAAUAUGCUAACACCCUCGAGGCCAACGCCGAGAACAUGCUGAAGGAGAUCUACUUCUACCACUUCCGCAUGUUGCCCAAUGCUCAUUGCAUUAACGAGAAGUUCUGCCCAGGAAACCCGGAAGCGAAUCGUUUCGGCAACACCCGGUUUGCCACGUACGCUGAGGGCAAGGCGAUGCUCACAGAGUGCUUCAAUUGGGAUAUAAACCAGGGAAGACCUCAGGACGGUAAGUGUCCCUCCAUCCUUAUUGGUCAUGCGUUGCACAAUGACACCGGUGGCUUGGAGGAGACCAUCGGUUUCGAUCCUUACGCCUCAGGUACUGUUGUUGCUACCUUGGAUACGCAGCAGAUGGCCCGAGAGAUGGGCAUCUACAACCCAGCCGGCUCAAGGCAUGAGAUUGGACUCCGUGACCUCUGUUAUCACUUCAAAAUUCCAUACCGCGACUCCCACACAGCAAGCAACGACGCUGCAUACACGAUCAUCUCUGCCAUCUACAUGGCUCUAUAUGGACGCGACAUGCCAAAGACUGGAAAGACCGUACUUCAUUCGAUUGAAGCUGUCGAGGCCACUAGUCGCAUGUAUUCCAAUGCGCGCUUCGGGAUUUCUCGUUAUUGCACGCGUUGCCAUCGCACCAACCACUUCAAGAAGGAUUGUCACGCACGUAUCCCGCCGUGCCAUAAGUGCCAGGCGCGCCGUACACCUGGCCGGGAUGGCACGCUUCCCGAUGUGCAUUGGUUCACUAAAGGUCGUCGGGCGCAUCUCCCCGAGGAUUGCACUUGGGGUUCUUCCAUUAAGGUCCUGCACGGCCUCACGAGACGCACAGACUGGCGAGACACAUCAUGA
This is a messenger RNA of Paraphaeosphaeria sporulosa, 1173 nucleotides long. RefSeq lists its product as uncharacterized. Gene Ontology annotation, molecular function: nucleic acid binding. The record is from RefSeq and is a predicted model, not a curated record. Bases 91 to 1173 code for a protein of 360 amino acids. NCBI's taxonomy places the organism in Eukaryota, Fungi, Ascomycota, Dothideomycetes, Pleosporales, Didymosphaeriaceae. The transcript has a single exon. Gene Ontology annotation, cellular component: nucleus.